Scutellospora calospora is the source of this 139-nucleotide messenger RNA. Lineage: Eukaryota; Fungi; Glomeromycota; Glomeromycetes; Diversisporales; Gigasporaceae. The record is from the annotation of a GenBank genome assembly.
UGGUUCUAUCAGUUGUUUUAUUGGUAGCUCUGUCAGUUUUUUCACAAGUAAUUCUACUAGUUGUUUUGGAAGUAGUUCUGUUAAUUGUUUUGUAAGUAGUUCUGUUAGUUGUUUUAUUGAUAGCUUCAUAUAUAGUUGA